GUCAGCUCAAACAUGUUGGAACGAUUGUUGUUUACCAUCUUGGAAUGAUUCUUAUUAACACGUAUAGACUCGUGGUGUCUAUAUAGGUAUUCGUUCUUAUUUCAUGUCACAGUAAAUACUUAUGUUUUGUUGGAAUAACUUCUUAAAUAUUUUAGACAACUAUACUCUCAAUUUUUUUUAUAGUACUUAACUAUGAUUGUGUUUAUAUUAAUUAUCCUAUGUGUUAUUCUGUAUUAUUUAAAAUUUCGAUAUUUCCGGAAGCAUUUAUAUGAGCUGUCGAACCGGCUACCUGCCGUUGGAUCUUUGCCGAUUGUGGGACACACACAUUGGGCUAUUGGAGGACCCGAAAAAAUUUUGCAAAAUAUUCAGAUACUGGGAAACGCUAUAGAAGCAAAAGGCGGUAUAAGUCCAUUAUGGGUUGGCCCCUUGCUUUAUGUUGUUGUAUCGAAUCCAGACGAUGUACAAAAACUACUAGAAACAUCUCUCGAAAAAGAGUCCUCAUACAGGUUUCUACGGACGUGGUUGGGAAACGGCCUUUUUGUAGCCCCAUUUAAUUUAUGGAAAAGACAAAGACGCGCUCUCGUGCCAAUAUUCGCUAAUCGUGUUAUAGAGGACUAUAUAGAAGUGUUCCAUAAUGAAGCAGUAACACUUGUGAAAAGACUAGAUGAGAACAUUGGAAAGCCAGAGUUUGAUGUAUUUAAACAUAUUACAUCUUGCACGUUGGAUAUUUCAUUUAUGACAGCAAUGGGCGAAAAAAUGGAUUUACAGCAUACCGCAGAUUCACCUUAUCUACGUGCGCGCAACUAUGUUAUGUCUAUCAUAAAUAUGCGUAUAUUCAAACCAUGGUUGCAAGUAGACGCGUUAUUUAACUUAACACCUUAUUCCAAAACACAACAAGAAAAUAUUUAUCUUACACGUAAAUUUACUGAGGAGGUUAUAGAAAAAAGAAGAACUAUGUAUCAAAAUGGUAAACAUAAGGAAGGUCGCAAGGAUCUACUGGAACUGUUGUUAAAUCAAGAAUUCAAUAAUAUGGAACUUCGCGAACAUUUGGAUGCAAUCACAAUCGCCGGCAAUGACACUACAGCGCUUGUUAUAUCUUACACGCUUCUCUUGCUGGGGAUACAUCAACACGAACAAGAAAUUGUCUACAAUGAAUUACAAGAAAUAUUUAGCAAUUCUGAGAGAAUUACGACAAAAGAUGAUCUAUACAAGAUGGACUAUUUAGAAAGAGUAAUAAAGGAAUCGAUGCGGUUAUAUACUGUAACACCAAUGAUUGCAAGAGAAACAACAAGCGAAUUAAAAUUGUCUACCUGCACGUUGCCAUCAGGUGUUGCUUGUAUUGUGCCUCUAUAUGCAAUGCACAGAUCCAAGAAACUGUGGGGUCCCGAUGCUGACCUCUUCAAUCCAGAUCGAUUCCUACCCGAAAAUAGUGUUGAUAGACAUCCUUGCGCAUAUAUACCCUUCAGUCAUGGGCUUAGGAACUGCAUAGGGAAAAAAUAUGGAAUGCUUGUAGCGAAAUGUAUCCUCGGAAAUGUGCUCAGAAAUUACAAGGUGACGGCAAAAGCCUGCGAUCGUCUGAAAAUGGAAAUACUGUUGAUUCCAGUUUCCGGACAUCUUAUACGAUUAGAAAAACGAACAUGAACUAUUUUUUUUAAAUGGUUUAAAUAUGUAUAUUUUGU
Molecule: messenger RNA, 1679 nt
Organism: Achroia grisella
Lineage: Eukaryota; Metazoa; Arthropoda; Insecta; Lepidoptera; Pyralidae
Product: cytochrome P450 4C1-like
Exons: 10
Coding region: 193-1641 (482 amino acids)
Molecular function (GO): heme binding; iron ion binding; oxidoreductase activity, acting on paired donors, with incorporation or reduction of molecular oxygen
Source: RefSeq, a predicted model, not a curated record